Molecule: messenger RNA, 7008 nt
Organism: Patella vulgata (common limpet)
Lineage: Eukaryota; Metazoa; Mollusca; Gastropoda; Patellidae
Product: palmitoyltransferase ZDHHC14
Exons: 12
Coding region: 212-1609 (465 amino acids)
Biological process (GO): protein targeting to membrane; peptidyl-L-cysteine S-palmitoylation
Cellular component (GO): Golgi apparatus; endoplasmic reticulum
Molecular function (GO): protein-cysteine S-palmitoyltransferase activity
Source: RefSeq, a predicted model, not a curated record
GCGCGUGCGCAAUUAGAUCAUAAUGAAGAACGACGAAUGGCAAUGAAUAAUGCCGAACAGUAAAUUAUGACUCGAAUCGGAAACUACUGGAUACAUAUUUUAGAAAUUUGAUAUUGAACAACCUUUAGAAGUAGAACUUCAAGGGAUGUGAUGUUUUGUGAAAGGGUUCGUUUGUCUUUAGACAUAAAAAGAGAGAAUAUAGACGUGGUUUAUGUCAAUGACUGGAAUAAAAGAGCUGUCAUACUCAUACACUGUGGUAUCCACGGAAUCAAACAAUCAAAAAUCUGACAGCUCAGUGGACAAAAUGCCGAAAAAAGUUCGGAAAUGGGAAGUGUUUCCUGGAAAAAACAAAUUUUAUUGUAACGGAAGAAUUAUGAUGGCGAAACAAAGUGGAAUAUUUUAUCUAACUUGCUCAUUAAUUGUUGUUACCAGUGGGUUAUUUUUUGGCUUUGAUUGUGUAUAUUUAGCAGAACAUGUAACACCAGCUAUACCAGCUAUAGGGGUAGCCCUCUUUCUCUUUGUCAUGAGCACAUUAUUUAGAACAAGUUUCAGUGACCCUGGGGUCAUUCCUAGAUCAACACCAGAUGAAGCAGCUGAAAUAGAAAAACAGAUAGAAGUGCCAAACACAAGUUCUCCAGGAACGUAUCGACCUCCACCCAGAACUCGAGAAGUUGUAGUAAAAGGUCAAGUUAUUAAACUCAAGUAUUGUUUUACAUGUAAAAUAUUUCGACCACCCAGAGCGUCACAUUGUAGUCUGUGUGACAAUUGUGUUGAGAGAUUUGAUCAUCAUUGUCCGUGGGUUGGUAAUUGUGUUGGAAAACGGAAUUAUCGCUAUUUUUACCUGUUUAUCUUGUCACUGUCUGUUCUGUGUAUCUAUAUAUUUGCCUGUGUAUUAACACAUCUUAUUCUAAGAGCCCAAAAUGAUAAUUUCUUAAAUGCAAUGAAGGAAUCGCCAGCCAGUAUUGUAGAAGCCAUUAUUUGUUUCUUCUCAGUCUGGUCCAUAAUUGGUCUAGCUGGCUUUCACACAUAUUUGGCUACAUCAGAACAAACCACAAAUGAAGAUAUUAAAGGUUCGUUUACAGCAAAAAGAGGACAAGAUAAUUUUAAUCCAUAUAGUAAAGGCUCUAUCAUUAAGAACUGUAUGACAGUGUUAUGUGGACCAACAGCACCAAGUUUACUUGAUAGAAGAGGUUUUGUGGUACCAGAGGUAUCCCAGGCUUUAGUUGUACAAGUUAGUGAAAACCCAGAGAAGGAACACAAUUCUGUUAAUGUUCGUCAUGAAUAUUAUGGUUCUACAAAUAUUACUAAUCAAAAGACAAAUAGUACAGGAAUGAAUACAGCUGAUGAUACUAACAGUGAAAGUAAAAACGUAGCUAAAAGAGAAAUGAUAACGUAUCAAACACCAGAUGGUACAGUUAACAGUAAGCUUCCUCCUAAUAGUGGCGGUGGUCCUCCAACAUGCACAGGCCGCAAAAACCACAUAUGGGAUAUGACACUCAAUCAACUUAAUUAUAUGGAUAUCGUCAUUCCAAUUACAAGUGAAAAUACUGAUUCUGGAACCAAGGGUGAAAAGACGGUCGUUUCACGUGGUUGCAGUACAGAAUACUAGCUUAUACUUAUUGUGCUUAUUUAUACUAUAAAUUACUUGAAAUUACUUACAGUAUCGUAUUUAUUCGCUUUAUUCAUGAAUCUGUCCGUGAUAUCUUGCACACUCUCAUUGGAAUUGGUCAGAAUUUUCAGGAAUUUUCUCGCACCCACCACUACCAGAGAAAGUAUUGAGCUAAAAUUUCAAAGUUUAUUCAAUAUUUCAUUGCAUAUAUACACAUACUAGUUAUAGAAACAAUAAAAAUGCUUUAAAAUUUCAUUAUCUCUAUAACCAUAGACAGUUUAUGCUGUCCAUGCUAUAACUUAUAAAUAUUGAAAAUGUGUUUUGGGUGCUUCUUCAAAAAAACAUCAUGGCUUGAUAAUAACUAGUGAAUAUUAGCUGAAACAUCGCUCAGUUAUAAACUGCUUAAAUAACAAGAGUUAUGCCCCUUUAUUUUUGGUAAAAUGUCCGACAACAAAAAUAUUGAAAUCCCAUCACUGGCUGAAACAUCGCUCAGCUACAAACUUUUUAAUUAUAUUCCAAAGAAUUUUGUUCUGUGUAUUCGUAUUCUUACUCUCUCAAGAUGGAGAAUUUUGACUAAUGCUGUCUGAGUGAACUGAGUCACCUGGGUUCUGGCUUUUAACACUAUCCACUUUCAGCGCUUGCUACCCAUUUCGGUUUUUGUGAUGAGAUCUGCACAGUUAUUGAUUGGCUCAAGACCAAAAGUAUAGUGUUGAUUGACACGUAAGAAUGUUGUCUCCAUCAACUAAGGACGUAAAUAUGGACUCGUGUGUGAUUAGGGUUGUUAAAUGGAAUGAGAGGAAAUUUUCUGAAAAACAAGCCUUGUUUCGUCUUGAUUUGUCUACAUUAAUAUUAUAUAUAUAUAUAUGUGAUUUAUAAUAAUGAACAAUAAUUGUUGUAUAUAAUGAAUGUUAUUGUGAUUAGCUGUAGUGAUAUCUAAGGAUCUAAUUGAUCGAUUCGGUGCAAAUCUGCGAACAAAAUACAAAAAAAUACCUAAAAAAAAAACAGUUGCUAUUAAAUACAUGUAGCUUACACAAAGAUGAAAUUAAAAGGUUAAUAAUUAAAAUUGAAAAAUUUGAUUUCCGAAUAUUGUUGAAGUACAAUUAUGUUGUUGAUUUCUAUUGUAGCUAGCAUGACAUUGUUGUGAUGAAAACUUAUUAACUCCAUGUAGUUUUAUUUGUUUUUAUGUCUUUAAGCGCAUUUAGUCUACGGAGUUGGAAAUCGUAAACAAUACUGAAAUGCAUGGACAUGGAUUUGACGUAUUUUUAAACUUCUUUAUUUUUACCUCAUAAUUUAUUUAAUGUUGACUCGGAAGAGAAAGAGUUCUUCCCAGUUUAGGAUAUUUUAAUAUUGAUGUGCCAUUUUGAGUUAUAAUUUCAUGAAAUUGUCAUUCAUUACAUAUGACGUAUGGAUUUAGCUGAUUCAUUGAUAUUAAUUAAUUAAUUCAUAUGUAUUUGUAUUAUUGUUGUUACUGGGACCAAGUAAAUGAAUUUAAAAAAUUAAAAAGAUAUGACAGGGAAACAAACAUAUACAUACAUGUAGCAGUGUUAAAAUAUUUGUCUAUACUGCAAUUAUUGCUCAGUAUAUAUAGGCAUACACAUGUAUAUAACACUUGCAAAUUGUCUACCAGAUUCAAGCAAAGGGAAAAAAAGGAAAGAACAUCAAAUUUUGAAGUUUGUAUUGGUCAGUGGAUCAGAGUACAGGGCCCUGUUUCUCGAAAUCUUAACUAAAGUUAAAAUCCAAUUCUAGUAGAUACUUCAAUCUAGUAUUAUCCAAUCAAAUUACUAAAAUUUGGAUUUUAUCUUAGUUAAAAUUUCGAGAAACAGGCCCCAGGAUUGUUGUCAAAUUUAAUUUCCAAAAGUAUAAAUCAUUGAUCAUAGUUAAUUAUAGUGCUUCAUUUUUUAAAAACAAUUUUAUUGUAAUAAUCAAACUUCUAAUGAAAAUCAGAUUUAACUUCAGUAAUUUACAGAAUCAGGGAAAUUAUAAACUUGGAAAAUUUAAUUUGAAUUUCAGAUUUUAUAUUUUCUUUUUAUUUGAGAAAUUUGGAUAUUUUUUAUUUUAAAAUGCCUGUGUUGAUAAUUGCAAAUUGUGACCCCAUUUGACAGGUCUUAUUACGUAUUCACCAUGAUAAAAAAAAUAUAUAUAUUUAGUGGGAGAGUAUCAUAGAAUAAUAACAUCUCUUCGUGCAUCCUCUGUGACAGUAUUUUAAACUAAUCUAAUUCAUUCACAGAACACAGUUUUUUUAGGGAAACAAUCUUUAGUUUGAUUCUAAAUGUAAUUGUGCUUGAUAACGAUAAGAGUAUACUUGUCAAAUUGUUGUGCUUUUGUAAUAAAAAAAACACUGAUGGUUUCCCCAUAAAAUUGUGUUCUGUUAAUCUGUUUCCCAGUCGCUCAAUGCCACUUAAACGUUAUUUCAAGUUAUUUUCUUUACAUCGAUAUAAAGAGAAAAUCUGUACUAGGGUGUUCCGAAUGAACGAACAGCGUUUUUAAAAUACAUGCCUUAGUUUAAGUUCUAUUAAUGAGGCCCCACGUUUUCUGAAUGACAUAUUGUACAUAAAUUGAUGUAAUUAAAUAUUAUAUUUUAUCUUGUGAAAACUACAUUCGUGGUUCCUUUUAAUCUGCUUGUCACUGUUAUUUACAGAAUUUAAAACAUCAUGUUCCUUUUCAUUAGUAUUAUAUAUAAUGUAAACAUGACUAAUAUUUAUAUAAUCUAAAGAUGUAUGUAUGUAUACAGUAUGUCAGUCUGAUUCAAACACAGAUCCUAUUUCGUUUCGUUUUUUAUAGUUCAAAAUUUCGUUUUACUUGUCAUUACUACACUAGGAUCUGGAAGAAUUGUUAUUACCACGGUUUGGUUAAUGUGAGGGAUUAGCCAAUGAAACGAUCCUUUACGGCGACUUCUUGGCGUGCCAUGCACGGACCUGUUGGUAAAUCACUAGAAACGUCAACGCUGAUUGAUUAUUCAAUGUCUGACGUCAUAGGUUCAAAAGCCGCUCGUGUGACCCCUGACACGACCGUAUAGUACAACCAGUCAGAUCUUCAUGUAGUGUAAGCCAUCGAAAGUAUAAAAAUGAAACGAAGUAUAGAUCUAUAUUUUAAUGAGAUUGACAGUAUGUGUGAUUAUCUUACCCAGUUGUAAAACAAUAAUAUUAGCUUAUUGUCCUUUGUGGUUGCACAGAUUCAUGUCAUAAAGAAUGUAAUAUGUAUUGUGUGUAAAGGGCUAGUCAAUGUACUAACAGGUAAAUGACAUGUAGCCUGUUAAUGUCCUUAUUGCUGUGUUAUUAACAUUAUUUUUAAGGAGCCACCUCACAUAUUUGUGCUGGAAUUUGUGUAUACCCUGGAAAAUCUUGAGUGACUCCUUUGAAGUGAAGCAAGUAACUUAGAACAAAAAUAAAAACAUCAGUUUAAAACAUUUUAACCACACAACAAUUCCUUUAUAUUAUCAAUAUAUGUUCUAUUUGUCAGUUAAAAUUGGAAAUUUAUUGACUAAAACAUAUUUGAUUAGACAAUUUCUGAGUCAAGGAUAAUAUAAUAAAGCUGAUUUAUCUAUACUGUUGUGACUUUGAAAAGAGUUAUUAAGUUUUGAAAAAUACUGGUGUACAUUUUGACCAAGAACAACAAAUAUUAGAUUUCUUUAUUAUUUUACUGAAUAUAUUUUGUGAUUAAUUAAUUUUGUAACCGAUGAUAGGGUAACAAAUAUGAUUUUAUUUUUAUUUUAACAAAGUGAUAUCUGUAGUUUAUUAGCUGACUGACGAUACUGUGAACAAGCCUAAAAGUACAUUUUAUUUUGAAAUUGAUUUAUUUAUAAUACCAGUACUUAAAAAAAAAAAACGCUACGAUAAUGAGUUUUCAUUAUUCCCUAUUUAAUUUAAUGCUGUCAGAACCUUAAAAAAAUUUAUUUAUUCAUUAUGAAAAAGAAUAUAUAGGUUUUAUUUUUUUAAUAGAAAUGUGAACAAUAAAAAGAAUUUAUAGGUUUUAUUUUUUAUUAGAAAUAUUAAAAAAAAAAGAAUUGAGGCCAUAUUGUUAUUGUCUGUGGGGUUAUAUGAUUUCUUUUUUUGUUCUGACAUUAAUGAUGUUAUUGAGCCGAACAACAAAUGAGCACCUAAUAUUAUUUUCCAUUUAUUUGUACUGCCACAUUAUGUACGUGUAGCAUUUUUUUCAAAAUUAUCUUGUAUGUUACAGGUCACAGGAUUUUCUAUUUAAAUUAAUGUUAUCUUGCACGAUGAACUGUAGAUGCCUAGGUAUCACCAGUACUCUAUAAUUAAUGUAUUAAAUACAUUUUUAUAUGCCCAUAUUUAACAUGGUUGUAUGUUGAUGUCACCUCUGUCUGUGCAUUGAUAUGGGUUAUCUAACUCAUUAAGAGGAAGAAGCCAUUGUAAUUAUUAUUAAAGAUGCAUUAUGUAAAAACCAAAUCUUUCUAUUGCAGGUCUAUCUUUGGGCCUCAAAUGUUAUAUAAAUUAUUAAUUAUACAUUUAUUCACAUGACAAACCCAUCGGAUGGUCACAAUUUUUAUUAGAUUAAAAUGCGAUUGCCAUAUAAUAAUAUAAGUUAAAAAUGAAUAAUCAAUAAUCAAGACUGUUGAUUAUGGUAGCAAUGAAUAUUGAGAUUACGCUAUUCUUAUGCAAAGUUACAACAUUUAUAACUUUGGUCAGAAUAAAGUAGUUUUACUGAAAUUUUCAAUAUAUUCCUUUUUCAUUAUUUAUUUUUAAGCUAUGAACUCUUCAUCUAAAUCUUACAUAAUGCAUCUUUAACUAAUCUUUCUGAAAUUUAAAGUAAUUGUUGAUCCUGUUGAAAGGAAGAACACUAUUGAUGUUCAGCAAUUUUUGAUAUUAACUUCUGGAGUUAUUCCCCAUUGACACCUUGUUGGAACCUUAAAGACGUCAAUUAUAAUCUGAUCUUUUUAAAAUUCCUAUGUAUUGUUUAGCUCAUUACUACUCAAGAGCUGUUGUUUGGUGUAUGUGUAGUUGCCUGGCAACCUAUGGUUAAUUAAUUAACAUACUAUUUUUUUAUAAUGAACAGGUUAUUUAGAAAUUUUUGAAACUAGAAUUUGGUCAGUACAUUCGUGCAUUAUAAAGGCUGUUCAACAACCAAAAAAGUAUUUGAUAUACCUGUUAUGUUAUGACAAAUGCCUUUUCAUUUUUCUUUGAUGAAAUUUAUUGUAAAUAGUAAGUGUAUAAUUUAUGUAGUAAGUAUUGUGGAUGUAGGUACUUGCCAGUUAUAUUCCAUGUCAUAUACUAUGUCUUGUUGUACUGAUACUGCUAUAUUGUUUUAUAAUCUGAUAAAAAGUAUGAAUGUACCUUCAUGAUCUUUAUCUCUCUCUCUAUCUCUUGAUUUCAAAAUGUCUUCUUCAUACAGAAUAAUUUACUUUUUCUACAGCUUUUGUGAAUAAAAAUUGAAUUUGUUUG